Lachancea dasiensis is the source of this 330-nucleotide messenger RNA. The record is from the annotation of a GenBank genome assembly. NCBI's taxonomy places the organism in Eukaryota, Fungi, Ascomycota, Saccharomycetes, Saccharomycetales, Saccharomycetaceae.
AUGUCCGAUGAUUUGAGCUCCUCCACAUCUCGCAGACUUCCAAUCUGGGUACUGGGUCCGAGAGAAGAGAAAGAGGCUCGUCAAAACCUCAAGAAAUUCGCCUACGAUCAAUGCUCGGAGUAUGUGAAGGCUAUGGUGGAGUGUUCGAAAUUACAUGGUUUAAAGAUUUUUCCGGCAUGUCAACCUCAGAGAGAUAGAAUGGCGGGAUGUAUAUUGUCAUAUCAAGGCGACUCGUUUUUGGACCAGGAACGAGACAAGAUAGUACAACGCAAAAUUGGCAAACUUGAGCAGCAAUUGCGAGAGCAACAAGAGACACACGCCAAAAAAUGA